Molecule: messenger RNA, 363 nt
Organism: Strongylus vulgaris
Lineage: Eukaryota; Metazoa; Nematoda; Chromadorea; Rhabditida; Strongylidae
Source: the annotation of a GenBank genome assembly
AUGCGGCAAUGCUUCCGUCUAUUGUCGUCUUGGAAAUUUCUGCCAAAUCGCGAUAGAAUUUUAUUCAAAAAUAAAAGAGAAGCUUUUCGGGAUUAUUGGAGGAUUACUGGAGCUAGCUUCUUAUUCCAUAUCGCAUAUGCAAUAGUUAUCGCAGAAUUCGCCUUCCCCACUUAUGAUAUCAUCUAUGACAUAAAGCGGAAGAUUUCGCCUGACUUCGACUUAUUCUGUCAAUAUGGUGACAAGGCUGAAUAUCGCCUAGAACUUUCGAAUCGAAUACGCUCACUUCAACGAGAACAAGAGCGACUUGAAUAUGAACGAGCUACUGUCAAACCGCCGGAGGCUCGAUUUGGCGGAGCUAUUUGA